Molecule: messenger RNA, 1949 nt
Organism: Pleuronectes platessa (European plaice)
Lineage: Eukaryota; Metazoa; Chordata; Actinopteri; Pleuronectiformes; Pleuronectidae
Gene: btd
Product: biotinidase
Exons: 6
Coding region: 285-1865 (526 amino acids)
Molecular function (GO): hydrolase activity, acting on carbon-nitrogen (but not peptide) bonds, in linear amides
Source: RefSeq, a predicted model, not a curated record
AUCUGUGAAAGCGCUUCCGGGUGAUUAACAUAAAGUUUCCUGUCCUGUAUUUUAAAAAAUAAGAGUUUUGUUUACAUUUAUUAAUGCAUGUAGAUGACCUGGUGCUUUAGUUUGUCUUUUAUUUUUGUCACAAGCUUCGACCACGUGGAUCCACACACGCACAUUAAACGCUAUUUUAUCCUUCUUAUUGAUUUAACCAGUCAGCUGACUCUGUGGACAUUGACCUGACAUGUUACUGUGAUGUAACUGCUCAGUCUGUGUUUCACAGUCCCAAGGGAGCAAUCAUGCAUUUGUCAGUUGCACUUUAUGUCGGUUUUUAUGUUUUAACGUCGGCUGCGGGUCUAACCGAGUCCGCUCCCGGAUCCUCGUACGUCGCCGCCGUGUACGAGCAUAACUUGGUCCUGAACCCGGAGCCUCAAGUUCCGCUGUCCCGACCCGAGGCUCUGCGACAUGUGGAGAAGAACCUGCAGAUCUACGAGGAGCAGAGUGAGAGAGCUGCCCGGCAGGGGGCCCAGAUCCUGGUGUUUCCAGAAGACGGCCUUCAGGGUUUCAACUUCAGCCGAUUGUCCAUCUCUGGUUACCUGGAAACCAUUCCUGACCCCCAGCAAGAGAACUGGAAUCCCUGCACAGAGCCGGGCAGACACAACAACACUGAGAUUCUCCAGAGGCUGAGCUGUAUGGCACGUCGGUACAACCUCUACCUGGUGGCCAACAUGGCUGACCUGCAGCCUUGCCCCCUGUCGACCAGCCCUUCCUCCCCCUGUCCGCCUGAUGGUCACUGGCAGUUCAACACCAAUGUGGUUUUCAGGUCUGAUGGGCAGCUGGUGGCACGCUACCAUAAACAAAACCUCUACUUUGAGGACGCCUUUGACUCACCACCGCAGCCGGAGAUCAUAACCUUUGAAACCCCUUUCGCCGGGACGUUCGGCCUACUCAUCUGCUUUGACAUCCUGUUCAAGGAACCCACAGUCACCCUGGUGGAGAGGGGUGUGCGUCAGCUGAUCUACCCCACAGCCUGGAUGAACCAGCUCCCCCUGCUGGACUCGAUCCAGUUCCAGCAGGCAUUCAGCCUGGGUGCCAACGUCACCCUGCUGGCGUCCAACCUCCGCCACGACUAUCUAAUUAUGACAGGAAGCGGUAUCUACACGCCGUUCUCUGCCACCUUCCACCACGCAAACAGAGGAGAUCCAGAGGAGGGCAGGCUGUUGGUGGCCAGGGUGCCGGUGUUGGACCCACUGGGUGCAGGGCCCAGUGUGACGCAGGAGGAGGGGGCAGUCAGGGAUGAGUCCACAUCAUCUGCUGCAGAUACAGACUCAGGAUGCUGUCACCAAGACAGCUGUCUUGAUUCUUCUCAUCCUGAGACCUCCUCUGCUGUCUCUCCCUCCUCCGUCACCUUCAACUCAUCCAUGAUGUACGAUCCGUUUACAUUCAUCCUCCUGAAUAAGACAGAGGGCAAACUUGACGUGUGUCAGGGCCCUCUCUGCUGUCACCUGCAGUACAGGCAGUCACAACAACAGGGCGGCACUCAAGAGCUCUAUGCACUGGGGGCAUUUGCUGGCACACACACUGUGAAUGGACGCUACGCCCUGCAGGUGUGUGCGUUGGUGCGCUGUGCAGGGUUGGAGUCCAGCUCCUGUGGACAGGAAGUGGAAGAGGCCGAGACCAAAAUGGACUUCCUGUUGGAGGGGACGUUUGGGACCAGACAUGUGUAUCCAUCCAUAUUGGCGAGUCGUCACGUUCUGGAGCAGCCGGAGCACCUGGAGAAGACGGCAGAUGGCAGAGUGACCAUGAAGCAUUCAAACAUGACGGGAGGCCUCGUCACGGCCUGUCUGUACGGACGAAUGUACCAGCUGGACAACGAAUGAACUGCAGCUGCCGGGAUUAACCCACUGGAAUGAUUGUUUGUCAUUUUAAGGCAAAACUAAUAAAGAUGAUCUUCGCUUCUGCAA